Molecule: messenger RNA, 1140 nt
Organism: Phlebotomus papatasi
Lineage: Eukaryota; Metazoa; Arthropoda; Insecta; Diptera; Psychodidae
Exons: 5
Coding region: 87-917 (276 amino acids)
Source: RefSeq, a predicted model, not a curated record
AUCAGUUCAGGUGUUGAUCAGCAAGAGAGUGUAUCUUUCUUCGAUUUUCUGUGUCCAAAGGAAAGUUUAGCUUGAGUGUAAAAAAAAUGAAGGCAUUUAAAUCUCUUGUGAUGGCAGUGGCUGUCUUUGGGGUGGCCGUAUCCGCUAAUAUUCCGCUCCAGGGAGCAUCAUCCAACAGCUAUGGGGAUUCCUAUGGUGCUGGUGGCUCUGGAAGUGGAUAUGGUGGAUCCUAUGGGGGUGGGUAUGGCUCAGGCCAGGACUAUUCGCAUGCAGCUGCUGCGACCGUUGACCUUACAACGGGAGCCAGCCAGGGCGGCGGCUAUGGUGGACACGACGGAGGCUACAGCAGUGGAGGCUACAGCAGUGGCUACGAUGGCGGCUACGGAGGAGGCUACUCAGGCGGACAUGAAGGUGGUCAUGAUGGUGGAUUCGAUAGCUACCAGGCCUCUUCCGGUCAUGGAAACUUUGGCGGCUACGGCGGAGGCUAUGGUGGAGACUAUGGUAGCCAGGAACACGGAGAAUCCGUCCACACCCAUGGCCAUGCCAUUCCCAUCAGUGAACACAUUGAAGUCACCAAGAACGUUCCAGUUCCCAUUUACAAGCAAGUCCAUGUUCCAAUUGAGAAGAAGGUCAAAGUUGAAAUUCCUCACCCAGUUUUAGUGCCAGUUCCCCAGCCCUACCCCGUCCACAUUCCCGUGGCUCAACCUGUGGCUCAGCCCGUGAUCAAGGAAAUUAACAUUCCCGUGGAAAAAAUUGUUCCAUACAAGGUUGAGAAGAAGAUCCCCUAUCCCGUGGAGAAACACGUGCCCUACAAAGUUGAGAAGUACAUCCAAGUACCUGUCCCCCAUCCAAUUCCAGUUAAAGUACCCGUUGUGAAGACCAUCUUCCACAAAGUCAAGUCCCAUGGCUGGCACUAAGACCCACAUCCUUCAAUUCCCAAUCGUGAGACGCUCUCUAGGGCUUCGAUUUUAUUUAUUGAUCCAUCUUUUAAGAGAGAAAAUCUCCACCCGGAAAAAACCUUGUUGAUACAUUUCUCAAUUGUUGCUAGAUUUGUAAUGCCUAAUGAUUUUGUUACUAAAAUUUUAUUAUCAAAAGAAAGAAAAGACUUUGGACAAAAAUAAAUUAUAAUUUUUCAAAAAA